Messenger RNA from Cryptococcus deneoformans JEC21, 1616 nucleotides. RefSeq lists its product as hypothetical. The transcript is spliced from 6 exons. Gene Ontology annotation, molecular function: cyclin-dependent protein serine/threonine kinase activator activity. Gene Ontology annotation, cellular component: nucleus; cyclin/CDK positive transcription elongation factor complex. Lineage: Eukaryota; Fungi; Basidiomycota; Tremellomycetes; Tremellales; Cryptococcaceae. The coding region runs from base 78 to 1247 and encodes 389 amino acids. The record is from RefSeq and is a predicted model, not a curated record. Gene Ontology annotation, biological process: positive regulation of DNA-templated transcription, elongation; regulation of transcription by RNA polymerase II.
CACCGAUUGCUUAGUUCUCUAUCAAAUCCCCCGGUAGGCCUUCUAUCAGAAGCUUCAGACCUCCAAUAUACCACAAAAUGCGACCACUACGUCCUGAAGAAGAACAGUGGAUUUUUUCCAAGCACGCUCUCGAGAAUACCCCUUCAAGAUCGCAUGGCGUCUCUCUGGAAGAGGAAUUGGAACGUCGUAAAUCAACAAUCAUGCAAAUGCGAAGUCUUCUCGCGCGAGUCGUCUAUGUACGAGACCAUCCUGAUCCCAAAGCGAAACUUACUUCUACACCUUACCGGAAUGUAAUUCUCCUCGCCGCAACGUUCGUCCAUCGCUUCUACAUGCGCCGGUCUCUAGAAGACUUCAAGGAAAGCCUGAUGGCGGCCACACUACUAUGGAUGGCUUCCAAGUUAGAAGAGAACCAGUUGAAAGUCAGACACCUUGUUAAUGUGUGUCUGGACAAGUAUGAGCAGUCAAAGCCUUCCCAUUGGAGGAUACAAUGGAGACCUAUGGAGAACGGUCAAGAUCCUUCUGACGGAUACAGGUUUUGGGAAAAACGGAUAGUCGUUGGCGAGCAACUAGCAUUGGAGGCUCUGUGUUUUGACUUGUUUGUCGAGCACCCUUGGGUCAUUAUUCGACGCGCUAUCGAUGGACUGGAUGCGCGGAUAGCAAAAUUGGAAGAGGCGGAGGAAAAGGAACUCGGAAACAAAGGAGGAGCGAACGGGGCGAAUGGGAAGAGACGAGGACCGAAAAUCACUGAAGAGUUGAUCAUGUCCCUGGCCUGGCCUAUCAGUUCAGAAGCGUCACUAUCGCCUUUGUCCAUUCUAUAUCCAUCUCCUAUAAUCGCCUUUACGUUUUUGGCAAUCAUUAUAUCCCUCAUCGAACAAACUCCGCUAUCUCGAGGCAUUUCUGCAGCAUCAGAGAUUGUUGACAGGUUUGAGCUCGAUAUACGGUUCACAAUGGAUGGGCCUGAAGGAGAGGAUUUGAAGACUGUUAAAGAUUGCCUUGAAUCAUUUACAGAAUAUGUCAAGAUGGGAUUGAUAGAUCGAAAUCUUGUUCGAUACCUCACUCCGGAGCCUAGGAGCAUAGACGAGAUCAAACCUUUUAAAAGGAGUUUCACCCUCGCUACUUCUAACGAAUCUUCGAAUACUUCUGCCGAAGUUGUUGAGACUUCUGACACCCGAUCCUCGGCUCAAGAGGAAGAAUCCCAAGUAAAAACGGAAAACUCAUCGAAAUUAACCCCAGGGGAAUCACAAUAGCCUCGAUCAAUGAUCAUAUAAUAGCAUAGUAAUACAACACAUACAAUUACCGCCAGUACUGGGUAGGUGAUACCUCUAAACACCCAUAGCGGCCAACCAUCUCCUCGCACCAUCGGCGCUUCCUCCUCUAUUUCCACCUCUUCCUCCGGGAGCUGCCAAGACGGACGGUAUGAGUGGAUUGGAAGAGGCAGAAGAUUCUUUACGGUUCUUGGUGGCAGCACGCACUGCAGGAAAAUUUGGUCAGUUUCAGUCAAGAGUGUAUAAGGGUCGAAAAGGGCGAACCGCAGGCGGAUAUUUCAUUGAUAUUUGUCUCGAGCACGAGUCCACCUUGUAUUAUUUCGGAUAGGACAUGAUAUACCUAUAAAGCAU